GACACGCGCACUCUUUUAACAUACAAGCUACCCCACGCGCGUCUUCAUUCGCUCAUUCAGUCCCUCAUAGUCACUGAAAUAGUGUCGUGAAUAUCCGUUCAAGUCCCUUCGGAAUAUUUUCAAGUGCACGCGGGCAUUUCUGGGAGUGCGAUCCACCGUUUGCCGGAGGGAAAACUGAAUUUCGAAAUUUCAAAUUUUCGAGAGGAAAAGGCUAUAAUCAUGGGAAAGAUCGCGCUUUAUUUUGUUAUCAUCGUCAUCGCAAUGGGAAUUCUCGGGGAUGCGUGCGAUCUCGAUCAAAUGAGACACGGCUGUCGGAUUUUCAAUAAUCAGUGUAGUUGCGGGUACGGGUGCAGAGCGGAGUACAGAUAUGACUCGAAUGAGUCCUGUAAAAUGGCUCUGAAAGGUCGACGCCACGAUAUUUGCAGUCGUCAGCGGCCGUGUCUUCAUGACGGCUCGUGUCUUCAGAUUUCACAAGAGCCUGGAUACAAGUGUCAAUGCGAGGGCACUGGAUAUUACGGCGCACGCUGUGAUAGACCGUGCCCCGGGCCAAACAGUCUGAAAUUCCGUGGACCAUUCCCAUACGAGUGCGUCGUUAUCUAAAUUCUAUAAAAUUGUCUCCCCAAACAAAACUACGAUGCAUGUGUUUUUUUCUCUCCGUUCCACUUACUUCGUUAUCACCAGAAAGAAUAGCAUUCUGUUUCCCCAAUGAUACUCUGUACAUAAAACAAUAAAUGAUAGAUGAAAUUACCCGAUCA
Messenger RNA from Diachasma alloeum, 755 nucleotides. Its product is annotated as multiple epidermal growth factor-like domains protein 10. NCBI's taxonomy places the organism in Eukaryota, Metazoa, Arthropoda, Insecta, Hymenoptera, Braconidae. The transcript has 4 exons. The record is from RefSeq and is a predicted model, not a curated record. Bases 220 to 600 code for a protein of 126 amino acids.